This is a messenger RNA of Tetrahymena thermophila SB210, 504 nucleotides long. RefSeq names its product transmembrane protein, putative. NCBI's taxonomy places the organism in Eukaryota, Ciliophora, Oligohymenophorea, Hymenostomatida, Tetrahymenidae. The record is from RefSeq and is a predicted model, not a curated record. The transcript has a single exon.
AUGAUAUAUUAACUCCUAAAAAAUAGAAACCGAAGACAAGACAAUCAAAUUAAAAACUCCAAGAAUGAAAAUAAAUAGAAAAAUAGCUUAAAAAUUAAAAAUAUAAAAACAUUUUAAAAAUAAAAAAAAAAUAUAAAAAACAUAAAAAAAAUAAACAACCAUAAACUAGAAAACAAUAAAAAAAUUAAUUAAACAAACAAACUUAAGAAAUAAGAAAAAAAUUAACAAAAAAAUAAAUAAUCUUAACAGAAAAAAAAUUAAAUUUAAAUAAAUGAAAAAAUUAGAAAAAUAAAUAUAAACAAACAAACAAACAACCAAACAAAUAAAUAAACUCAAAUACUGAAGAUUAAAAGAAUAAAUUUCAUUGAAAUCAUAUAAUAAUUAUUUCAUCUAAAUUCUAAACGCUCAUUUUUUUUAUUUAUUUAAUUAAAUUUACUCAUUUUAAUUUACUUAAAAUCUUUCUUUUUGUUUUUCAUUUUUGUUUAACGAUUUCAUAUUUUAUGA